UGGUUUUUAAAUGACACAUAUACAAUAUUUAAACAACAUUGAAACACGUUGUAUUGUUUUGCCCUGAAAUUAAUCUUCGCAACUGUUCGUACCACCGGUUCGCCGGUUUUCUUAAAAUUAUUUCUGUUAAAUAAACAACAAAUUAAUAAAGAUUAUGAAAAAAUAUUCAGAAUCAAGUGAGUUUUUAUAGUACUUCGUUGUGAGUAAAAGCGGUGUGAGUAGAGAAGGGGAUCGAUAACGCACACAUUGAAUUUGAUCGCGUUGGCUGUCUUGCGCUCGGCGUCCGUCCCGGCCGCGUCACAUGUCGUGUCAACUGAGAGCGUCAGCUCGCCCGCACACAGCCGCGCGCUGUCUCUAUGUAGGACACGCGACCUUCUACCAGUCGGUUGCAGACUGCAGAACGUUACAUGCGUGCCAACGAUAACACCCUCUACACAUUUUUCUCACAGUAUGUCCUAUUGCAGACCUUAAAAAAAAUUGUCUAAAAAUUACACCAUUUCUGCAAACUUGAAGAAACCGUGAACUGCGAUUUGGACCAUACAUUUUAAAAUAUUAGCGAUAGGUUGACGAAUUGAAAACUUUUGGCGCGUUUUGAACAGAAUAAGAACUGGACCAACCAUUUAAACGACUUGCAUCAUAAAAUUUGUGAACCGACCUUUACACCAUUAAAUACUCAAAUAUCCACGAAUCGAAUAGAUUCAAAAUGAAAACUAUAAAAUAAAUUAUACUAAAAAAGAGGUGUAGCUGACUUAACCUGCGAUCGUGGCAAUUAGUGUAGCGACUGCGAGACUGCGACGUUGCCGUCCCGAGCGACCCCCGCCGGGCCGCCGCCUCGGCGCCGCCACGCCCGCCGCCGUCAGCGUCACGCCAGUCGCCAGUCGCCACCGCUCCGUUAGUCACGUUCACGUAACGAACGCGGACACUUCACGAAUUUUGUUUAAGAUGCCUUUACCGUUCAACAAAAGUUUGGAUAUAAAGUUGUUGCAUCUUGUAAAGGAGUAUCCGAUCUUGUACAAUCCAACACACACAAAGUAUGUGGACUUCGAUUCCAGGGAAGUUGUGUGGCAAAAAAUCGGUGACGCUUUGGGUAGACCCGCUCCGGUAUGCAAAUCACGAUGGGUGAACAUAAGAGACAUGAUGCGGCGGAAGGUACGCGAGCGGUUGCGGAACCCAAAUCAACGCAGCUACAACUACAAGUACGAAGAUGAACUCAAGUUUAUGCUGCCAUAUUAUAAAGAUUGCGCCAACACGAGUGAAGAUUAUACGGAAUUCGCAGAAGAGCAAAAUCAUAUUGAAUUAGAAGUUCCUACGGAAGUAUAUCUAGAAGAAUCAGAAUACGACAGUGAGACGCUAGAAGUCAAACCUAACAUAAAACAAAUGAAAUCGAAAUUAGUUCAACAACCCCACGAAGACCUUAAAGAACACGAGAGAAACAUAGAGAGAAGCCACGAUAUGAAUCCAACUGAUCCACUAGAAGUAUUCCUCAUGACUAUAGGAUCCACACUCAGGAAGUUCAGCCCGUAUUAUUUGAAUCAAGCUAAGAGUAAAAUAUUUCAGGUCGUGCAGGAUUACGAACUCCAACAAAUCGUUAAUAAGGAAGAUCCACCUAGCCACAGCAAUGCUAACAGAUAGUUAUUAAGCAAUUUUAGGUUUAAAUAAUUCUUAUGUUAAUGAAGAUGACGUUAGGAUGCGUAACUUUUUUGAUACCUACCAGGCAAAGCUGGUUGAGUUGGUAAGGGAUCUCUUUUAUUUAGAUUCUUAUUAUCUCUAUGUUUACCUUUGUAAUAUACCUAUUUUGUUUUUAUAAAUGUAUAUUACAUUUAAAAAAUAAAUAUAUUUUUCAA
Pectinophora gossypiella (pink bollworm) is the source of this 1844-nucleotide messenger RNA. RefSeq lists its product as uncharacterized. Gene Ontology annotation, biological process: regulation of transcription by RNA polymerase II. Bases 943 to 1632 code for a protein of 229 amino acids. Lineage: Eukaryota; Metazoa; Arthropoda; Insecta; Lepidoptera; Gelechiidae. Gene Ontology annotation, molecular function: DNA binding. The transcript is spliced from 2 exons. The record is from RefSeq and is a predicted model, not a curated record. Gene Ontology annotation, cellular component: nucleus; transcription regulator complex.